AGUGCCCGGAGCGGCAUUUCUACACAAGCUGUGUAGAAUCAUGCCAAGGGCUCGGGAAUUGGCUUGCUGCCCGUGUAGCGCAGGACGGCAUGCAUGGAUGUCCUCUGCAUUUUGUGGUUGUGCUCCUUUCAGUGGCGCCUGGUGAACAUGCAGCACUCCCGCCUCACUUUGUGUCGGACUCUGCGCUUUCGCUGGCUGAAUGCCGUCAUCUGAUCCAUGCAGCGCAGAGGGCGGGAUUGCAGCCCUCGUUUAGCCAGGCGCGGAUUCUGGACCCGCAACUUCUGCAAGCCAAGUUUCGUGACCUUGAUCGCUUUGACCUCAAUGGGGAUGGUGACAUCUCCGCGGCCGAGGCAGCGGUUGCCAUCCGCUCCUCCCUGAAUGCGCCCCUCUUCACGUGGCGCCAUGCCAAAUCCAUGCUGAACUUGAAGAACGGCAGUUUGCCCUUGGGCCAACUGGAUCCCAGCCAGCUCGAGAGGGGGCUCCGGCUGCAGCUGGAGCAGUACCCGGAGGCCUUCUCCCGCUUUUCCUUCCAGGCGCCGCUCAGCUGGAUCGACACACCGCCAGGCUUCAGGCAGCGCCUGGAGAAAUUGGUGGAGGGACCUUUGGAGAGCGAGGAUCCCCAAUGGGACCAGUGGGACCCGGAGAGGGCACCUGGAGAUUUGGUGGAGGGGCCUUUGGAGGGGCGCCUUCAAGUCAUCCGAUACACCGUGGGGGGUCACUACGCGCAACACUCGGAUAGUGGGUGGCCCGGCCAUCGCCCGGUAUCUUUGCUCCUCUAUCUGCACGCCCCAGCGGAGGGAGGUGAAACUUGUCUUCUGCCUUCAUCCUGGAAUUUCUCGGCCAUGCUAAAGAUGGCUCCAGGACAGUAUCGGAGCAAGUGUGCCGAAGUGCUUGCAGCGGCGGGGGCUACUUGCUUCACGCCAUCCAUUGGCACGGCGCUGGCUUGGCGGAACGAAUGGAAGUUGGAUGGCAGCCUGGAGGUUCCCGCCGCCCAUGUUGCGUGCCCAGUGCUCAAAGGUGAGAAGUGGGUCGCCAGCGCCUGGGUCAGCCAGACAUGCAAGCCCCACCAAGUCUGCCAGCCUGGCGCGGCGGAUCUGAACCUGGCAGCCAUGCAGACGCUGUCCGACUCAGUUCGGCAAGGUGUGCUGGUGCUGGCCUUGCCGCUGCUGCUUGCGACGCUGGCAAGCUUCUUGCAGGCUGUUGCAACAGAGCCGGGAGUGCUCCCCAGAGCUUCUGUUCUUCCGGCGCUGUCGGUUUCCAGAGACGGCCGAGCCAGCAUGCACGAGCUUUGUUCUUUGUACGCCUCGUCCUGCAGACCGCCGCCCCGGCAACGGCCGCAGGACCCACAGAUGAAGGCGCAAGAGCGGCAAGAGGCUCAAGAGGAGUUUCGAGAAGAGUGGCAAAUCCGGCUCGCGCAAAUGCCCUGCUACGAGGAGGAGGAUGAGCCAGGAGAAGGCGAGCUACAGGAGGCUGAGGACUUCUGGCUCAAGGUGAUGGACGAUCCUCGGCUUCGGCACUUGAAGCUUUGCAGCACCUGCAAGAUUCGCCGGCCUCCACGCUGUUCGCACUGCAGCCUCUGCGACAACUGUGUGCGCGACUUCGAUCACCAUUGCUACUGGAUCGGGAACUGCGUCGGUGCACGCAACCAUCGGCCAUUCAUCAUCUUCCUGGUCACGACCGCCUGUUUGGCGUGGCUUUUCGUCGUGGUCGCUGCUCUUGACAUGGUUCUUACACUAUCUGGCUACGUUUUGCAUCAUGAGCUGUCCCUGGGCACAGCCAGUGACCGGGUUCUCGGUGGCCUGGUGGCUGUAGCUGUGCUGCUGCUGCUCGGAAUUCUGUCCUUGAGCCUGGUGCGAUGGUGCCGCAAAAACGUGUGGUCAACCAGCAACAAGGUGACGGGCCAGCGACGGAUGCAGCCAAGCCGGCGCUUGGACAGAGCCCAGGUUAUCCUGCAACUGCUGCUGGUCAUAGUCGGCGUGUCCCUAGUGCUCUUAGCAGCCGUGUUUGGAGUCCUUCCCUUCAUCCCUUUAGUAGUGGUGCUGCUGACCGCACCGCCCGCAGGCGGGCUGUCUGUCAUGAUCUGGGAGCAGCUUCGGAACCUCGGGAGGGGGCUGAAUGUGAAGCAGAGCGCCGUGCUUGCCAACACCCGUGCCAAAGGUGACACGGAGUUUAGCUUUAGUACCUUAUCCAGCUUCUUCUUCAAGGAGGCCACCCAGAGCGUCGCUCCACUGGACGCAGAGGUGCUGGAGGAUGUGCUUGAGAAAGGCUUAAGCAGUGCUGGUCCAAGUACCUGGGCCGGACAGGAUGACGCGGAGGACGCUGUCGUUUUGGCACGGAUGGCGUUUGGCUCCUGUGAACGUGUAGUUGCUCAGGCGACAUGCUUGCUGUUCCUGCUCUGGCCUCGCAGCGGCGCGCGCGCCUUCGCUUGGGCUCGCAGCUGGGCGGAGGGUCAUGUCGGGUCCCGGCCUUACAGCUGCGGAUCACAUCCUAUGGACGCAGAGGACGUGCGAGCUGCGCAGAUGGGAUGUUUGGGGCCCUGUUUGCAUGUGCAGUGCCACCUGGCACGGAUUCAGAAGGAGGAGAUCAAUGCCAGAUCGCGACCUGAUGGAUUUUCAGUCCGCGCUGCAGUGGGCGUGUCAGUGGUGCCAGUCAAGUUCAAGCCCGGACACAUGGACCCGCGUGAUGCCUCAGGUACUGCCUUCAAUCCCAGCUCAGUGGGUUGGGACCCAGCAGAUGCCAUGACGGUGGAGCUCCGCCGCUGCAUGAAUCGGCCAAAUGCCGUUCCACGAGAACGGCAUCUGUUUCCAGAGACGUGUCAGCAAGAGAUUGGCUGGAUCCAGGCGAAUCGAGGCAAGCUCGAUCACCGAAGUGAACCAGCUGGGAGCAAGCCAACGCGGCUGGGAGUGGGGUGGUUGAUGAAGGACGGGCAUGGUGGGCCCAUAAACAAGCUGGCAGCCAAAAGGGCAGCUGGCGAUGCUGAGCUGGCUGCAAUGGACAUCACGCCGGCAUGCCCUCGGACGCGCAAGUCCAAGGAUGGUAAUGUCAGAGAGGAGCUCGGUGUGCCGCCAUAUGCCACCAGCGUGCCAUGCGCAGUUUGGCCUGAUGAAGCAGCUUCUGAAUCUUGUAAGCCGCCAGCUUCAAGCGGAAGCAGGUCUCAGCGUAGCAAGAGGACAGCUCCUCGGAGCAAAAGCCAGUCCGAACUUGCAAAGGCUGGUAAGUCGCACGUGGAGCGAGCGGGAUCCAUGCCUAGCCUGGACCCGCAAAGGUGCUUCGUGGCACAAGAGGACGCUUUGGGGAAAGCAAUGGAUCGAAGUCGCUGCUUCCUGAAUUGUCCAUCCAACCACUGGUACAAGCCCUUGAGCAACUCGGAUGUUGCCAGGUUUGCGGAUGCCUACACCAAGGCAUGGGGGGUCAACCUGUACUGCACGGGCAAGUGA
Molecule: messenger RNA, 3437 nt
Organism: Effrenium voratum
Lineage: Eukaryota; Dinophyceae; Suessiales; Symbiodiniaceae
Source: the annotation of a GenBank genome assembly